This is a messenger RNA of Rhipicephalus microplus (southern cattle tick), 4664 nucleotides long. RefSeq lists its product as uncharacterized. Gene Ontology annotation, cellular component: nucleus. The record is from RefSeq and is a predicted model, not a curated record. Gene Ontology annotation, molecular function: RNA polymerase II cis-regulatory region sequence-specific DNA binding; DNA-binding transcription factor activity, RNA polymerase II-specific. Gene Ontology annotation, biological process: regulation of transcription by RNA polymerase II; apoptotic process. NCBI's taxonomy places the organism in Eukaryota, Metazoa, Arthropoda, Arachnida, Ixodida, Ixodidae.
GGAGUGCGCGGUGUGCUUAUAGGUCUGCGUGACGGGGGUGCAUGUUGAUGAAAACGGACGGCUGGAACUGUCACGAGCUUUUACGCCACCGAUUGCGUCAUAUGCCGGCAAUUCGCUUGGUGGCUGACCCUAGGCUUAGCUACCCGUUCGCGCUCUUCAAGCUUUGAAUGGGAAACUCAAGGCCAUGGAAAAGAACGUACUGGAUCGAAGCGGGAGCUGCAUGUGACAUUGGAGUAGGUGAGCUCGAUGCCACACCUGAUUGCACACCACCAAUGGCGGCAUUAAGCCCAAGUUCAUUUGCUACCGUCGUUCAAGAUGUUGCACGUACCUUUGGAAAUGCAUGGGAGGCGACAUUGAAGUCUUGCUCUCCUGGGGAAGCUGGCCGAAUUGAGAUUGAUGAAUAUCGAAUUGAUGCUGUUAACAUUGAGGAUAUGGAGGAAACGGACACCACAACAAUGCAUGAAGUUGUCCCUAUGAAUCAACUGAACCAGUAUGCAGCAUUGCAUGACAAUGCACAACAAGUUGAGGUGCACUCAGAGCUGCAAAAGUAUCCUCUAUCAUCAGCAGCAUCAAGCUGUGGACAGAUACCAGCAACGAGUGUUUUCGAAGGCUACUGUGGAUUUGACGUGACUUGUGCUUCACAAACCAAGUCUACCAAAAGUGUCAGUUGGACGUAUAAUGAGAGCCGCAGGAAGCUCUUUGCGAACAUGGGUGUGGUCUGCCCGUUUCGCAUCUCUGUUACCAGGCCUCCACCAGAAGGCACAGUGGUGCGAGUGAUGGCAGUCUAUGCGCAGCCAAAUGAUGCCAUGCAUGUGGUCAAGCGCUGCCUUGUUCACAAAUCUGAAACUGACAAAGACAACCAUGACCAGAAUGCACCGUGUGACCAUCUCAUCAGGUGUGUAAACCCAACAACACGUUACCAUGAAGAUAAGGCAACUGGCCGUCACAGCAUCACUGUCCUGUAUGAGAAACCUGAAGCUGAGAUGCGGUACACGGUCUACCAUCUGCGCUUCAUGUGCCUCAGUUCAUGCAAUACAGGCAUAAACCGGCGUGGUGUCAAGCUUGUGUGGACCCUUGAGAACAAUGGCAACAUAAUUGGCAGGCAAGUCAUCGACCUCAAGUUGUGUGCCUGCCCUGGCAGAGACCGCAAAAAUGAAGAGAGGAUGACCUUUCGAGAAAUGAACAGUAGCUUGCUGGAAGGGGUAACAGGAGGCUCAGUCGCCCAUCCAGUGGCCAAUAACCCUUCUCGCCUUUCAUCCAAUAAUACCUCAUUCAACCAGACGCGUCCUCAGAAGAGAGGGUUGAUGUCUGUUGCCACUGUCAUCUCUGGAGGCAUCACUGGAGGCAUCACAGGGGCUCCUGCAAAGAUCAGGAAGACUGAACAGGAGCCAGAGGGUGAAUACAUACUAAAGUGCUCCAACAAAAAGAUCUACAACAUGCUGAAAUUCAUCCGUGACUCAAGUAUGCUGUACUCUAAAAUGAAUCCGAAUGCCUGGAAGCGCACUGUCCGUAGUAUGCACGGUGAUAAGCACGUGUCUGUAAAAUCGGAGCCAAAGGACAAUCCCAGUUCAGGCGAAUCGCAGGAGUGAUUUGCUUGCUGCUUGCUGCUUUCUUUACCUUGCCUCUCAACACUUUUUUUUUUUCUGUUUUCCUUUCCAUUAUUAACCAAAAACUUCAUAUUGUGACAUUCCUCGCCAUGCUCAUUGCUUUUCUUUUUGUGUUCGCUUUGUUGGUCUCUGCAGAAAGCGCAUGCUGUCUUGCUAACUGAGUAAUUCAGUGUUACUGACUCGUUAGCUUACUUGCUAUCCGUUACUGGUCACACAUUGUGAUUUCUCCGGCCUUGGUAAUUUAUUCUCAUGUUACAUCUCGCCGCACUCAGUUUUACGUCUCCCAUUUAUAUCAUUGCCACUUUCUCAUUCACUGCCACAAUUUGCUCAUUCAAUGUACUGUGCGCCAAAGUAGGAUUGUCAUUACGUAUGAUAGCACGGGCUGGUGCUGGGACCACGUGCCAUUUGUGGAGAAUGCUCGGAAAGGAAUAUUUUUAUAUAUUGUUUUAUUGUGCACUGGUUGAUGAAGCAUACACGUAGGAGAAGCUGGGGUCAUGCAUUUAUAUGCUGUGAGGUAUUUAAAUUGAUACAUACAUGUGUUCUGACACUGAAUGUAGAAAUAUUUUUGGUGUUGGAGCUUGAAAGAGCAUCAUGUUGAAGCAACUUCUGUUUCUGAAAUUUUGCUCACUUUUUUAGAUGUUUUACAUACUUUUUUUCUGGAAGGAGGUAUCAGUAAAUCCUAUUUUAGGGCUCUUUUUACCAGAGUCUCUGCAUAUCCUUCUUUUGAAAAAAAAAAAAACAGAUUCCUAAAAAUAAGCAAUCUUAGAUUUCAUGGUUGACCAUGGUUCCGGGGUAUGGGGAGUAGCAGAAAAAGUGUUCUUUGAGGUGCACAGUGCUCACGGAUUGAAAUGCAACAUCAUUUUUUGGUGGUAAAACGACUGGUGUGCAAAAUUACUGGAGUUGACUACGUCGUGUCGCAAUGUAUCUGGCCUCAUCAGGUAUUUUUGGUGCUUAUCUACAUGUUUGAGUCGAAAUUACUCCGCUGUGGUCCAUACCGGAGAGGAUGGAAACGAAAAUAUAUGCAUUCCUUAGCCCUUAAUUGUCCCACUUCAGUCUGCGAGUACUGUACAUGUGGAAGUACCACUCCUGGUUUUCUUUUGCAUUUGUUAACUUUUUUGAGCUACAUCAUCAGAAUCCUUUCUUGAAGGGCCAGUAAACAAGUUCACUGAUUCAUACAGAGAAUUCAUACAGGCUGUAGCUACCAAAUUUUGUGAAUAUCACAGUGCUGCAUGCUGGGCAGAUGUUUCAUUUCGAAAAACACUUCCCUGUGCUCCUGUCCAGUUCGCGUCACCCGCAAAAUGGCAUAAUGCUGCGCAUGGCCAAAUCGCACAGCACUGACUGGCUUUGCGCAUUGCCGAUGUUAGUGUAGUCGUGAUGAUGGGCUACACCUGCCCCUCUGCGUUGCAGAGAAGGUUGGUCAAGCCAAGAAAGAACCAAGACUAGCAAAAAUAGUGGUAUUAUUGCCUCAAACUUCAUUAUUGCACAACUUAUUUGCAAAAUUCUCACAGCAGCAUGUUCACAUUGUACAUGUGUACAGUUACCUCAUUACAAAUAGGCAACUGCACAGUUGUGUUUAUUGGCCCUUUAAAAGGACUGUUGAACUCAUGAACCGUUCAUUGUAGAAUUUGGAAAUUGUCAUUGCUUAGAUUUAUAGGGACAUUUGGGGAGCAUGUAUUCCUGUUGUUGACCUUUUGUCAUUACAAGCUAUUAUCGUCUUUUAUUUGACGUGUGCCAUCAAGUGGAAACGUAUCAAGUCAUCUGACUUGCAUGUAUGAUGUUCUCAACACCCGGUCUACCACAUGUCAGUCACUGUUCUAUAAUAUUGACAGUUAUUAGUUGUUACUACCGUAGAGCCUUAUGAGUGCAAAUGAACUCAAAAUGCCAAUGCACUGUUUUUUCUCAUGCACCGUUAUUUUUUUUUCUCCUGUUGAAAAUUUAUACAAAAAGCAAUACAUGGCAGGCACAAGUGUUCCUGUUUGCAAUCAAGUGUGUACUUAUAUGAACCUAGAGAGCAAAUGUGGGGUGUUUAUGAUUGUUUUACACUGUGCUAAAAUGAGAGGCCAAUUUAGAAAGUAGCAAUCAGCUUCUAGACUAGUAUAUUGGUAAAAUUCUUUAGUGUACAUUCAGUGGGAAUAGCUGAGGGGAACCCCCAAUUGGGAAGGAACAUUUACUAACAUUCUUUUAAUUGAGGUUGUGAAUUUGUGCCUUGUUUGGUGUCAAAUGUGAGGGCUUACAAAAACCGGACAUAAACAACGUUGAAGAAUAAAGCGAAGCAUUAUUCCCAAGUUAAUACGUGUGUAUUGAGGCCAUAUUAUCUGUUGAUCCAUUUUGUUUCCUAUUCUUUACACACUUUGUUAUUAGCUUGUACUUAGCCACCAUUGUGUACCAGCCACUAACUAAAGGCAAAAGGAAUGCAAGUUACUGUAGAUUACUUGAAUAUACAGCCUCUGGCAUCUUAUUUAAUCUUUUGUCAUUAUGUUAUCUUUAUUGCUGUUGAAUCUUCCUUAGGUGUUGUCUCGAAGGGACCAUCAACCAAUUAGGACAUACGGUUAUAUCCUAAUGGAAAUUGAAAAACACUGAGUUAUCACAACAGAAUUGAGUAUUCUUUCUGUAAAUUUUUAGGACUUGUAUAUUUAAAGUUUUUCUUUUCAAAGUUGUAAAAACUUACAUCAGGCUGCCUAAUGGACAGAGAGGCAUUGCUACUGCAUGAAGGUGACAUUUGGAUUGGUGUAAACAGUCCACAGUUGUUUAGAUGCACUGUAAUUCAUGUUUAUAGUUACAGUCUCUAUUCAGUUAGGCAUCCCCACUUUAUUCCAUGCUUAUUACAAUGUAAAAGGGGUUGAUGCUGUGAAGUAGUUUGCCUUUGCAACAACUGCUAAAACCUAGAAACCAUGUUUACUUGGACAUGUGUGUGCACAAUAUAUUGCAGCACACAAAGACCAACUGCUGCUAUAAGACCAAAGACCAACUGCUGCGUUUUGUCGAUAAGGCCCAACUAGUUUCCCGGUGGGUGAUCACUAUUGGACUCGUGUGCCACUGUGUGCAGCAUAUGUAGCG